UUCCCCAAGAGGCUAUAGAAAUAGUAAUCAUGAAGAAGGCCAAUGCUGUGGAUGUGGAUCCUGUUGAUGAAGAAACCCUAGCUGUUGCUUCAAGCGAUGCUGCCAAGCAGUUGCUUCCCUUGUCUCCAGGGCAAGAACUUGACGAGACUCGGAAGUUUAUUCAGGCGUCAAACGCUUCCAUCAAUGAAUGCGAUAAAAAUCCUGAAGGAAGAGGAGAAGAUGUUAGUCAGAUGAUUGGAUCGAAUCAAAUCUUGCCAGAAGGGUCUCAAAUUCCAGCGGAUAAUAAGGAGUUGAAUAAUUUUCAAGAAGCAAUCAAUUUUGUCAACAAGGUUAAUUUAAGAUUUAGACAUGAUCGAAGUGUUUAUCCUGCUUUUCUUGAUUUGUUAGUUAGCCAUAGGAAAACAAUGGUGGGCAAAGAGACCAAUGUAUGUGAUCUUCUUGAAAAGGUUGCUCAACUUUUCCGUGAUCAUGAAGAUUUAGUUGAAGAAUUCAUGCGAUUUUUACCCGAUAAUGAAGAUGGGAAAAAAUUUAGGGUUGCAGGAGUUUCUGAGAACUAUCCAAUUCCUCAAUCAUGCAAUCUACCAGAUGAAAAGUUGGCAAGCGGACCCUCAAUUCUGCAGGACUAUUCACGCGAACACAAGCAUCCAUGUGAACAUGAACAAGGCCUCUAUAGACGUGAAGAUGACAAGGGUGAGCUUGACAGGAAGGUUGAAGGUUCGAAGCAGAGCACUAACAAUUCAGCAUUAUCUGAAGCUUUAGAAGAAGAGCAGUUGCCUUAGAAACCUUUCAAACAUGAUGCAGAUAAUGGAGUGGGUUCAGCGAUUAGGUAGCUUUUGAAAUUGCUUUGUUGUUUUCCUGCUUUUUAUAUGUUUUAGCGGAUAACUUUUUAGUUGAGUGCAUUUAAACUAGUUUUGCAUACAAUUCAAUCAAAAGUCCGACCUUCAUUUUCA
Manihot esculenta (cassava) is the source of this 950-nucleotide messenger RNA. RefSeq names its product paired amphipathic helix protein Sin3-like 5. The record is from RefSeq and is a predicted model, not a curated record. The transcript has 2 exons. Gene Ontology annotation, biological process: negative regulation of transcription by RNA polymerase II. Gene Ontology annotation, molecular function: transcription corepressor activity. Gene Ontology annotation, cellular component: chromatin; histone deacetylase complex. The coding region runs from base 30 to 779 and encodes 249 amino acids. Lineage: Eukaryota; Viridiplantae; Streptophyta; Magnoliopsida; Malpighiales; Euphorbiaceae.